Haliotis rufescens (red abalone) is the source of this 1634-nucleotide messenger RNA. RefSeq names its product excitatory amino acid transporter-like. The coding region runs from base 399 to 1385 and encodes 328 amino acids. Gene Ontology annotation, molecular function: neutral L-amino acid transmembrane transporter activity; L-glutamate transmembrane transporter activity; glutamate:sodium symporter activity. The transcript has 6 exons. Lineage: Eukaryota; Metazoa; Mollusca; Gastropoda; Lepetellida; Haliotidae. Gene Ontology annotation, cellular component: plasma membrane. The record is from RefSeq and is a predicted model, not a curated record. Gene Ontology annotation, biological process: L-glutamate transmembrane transport.
AUUGACGUUAUGCGCACCGAUCCACGCAAUUGGGAUACGGGGUUGUAUUUCGUCAUGAAUCUGGUACAGAUAAUCUGUUUAAUCGCAUGAUGAUAACAGCUACCAUGGACAUGUUUAGUAUCGCUACAUAUUGGAUGUAGAGUUUGUAUCUGUCUCACGUGAAAAGAAACUUACUUAUUGGAAGAAAAUAAUUCCCUAUGUAUUAGUCGUAUACAUCUAAGUCAUGUUAUGUAAUGAAAUGAUAGUUCUUGACAUGAGAUUUUGGCUGGAUAUAUCCGGCAAUGUAGUAAAAUUCCAUUCAUUCAGGAAGUGUAAACUUGUCUCUUUUCAUCGUGUUCUUCAGAAACAUAGUUCCUGACAACAUAGUUGCUGCUACUAUCCAACACUCACGCACUGAGAUGGUUGUUCAUGGAAUAAAGUUACAGGACGAUGGCAACUCUAGUUCUGGUUACCUGCAGGAUACUGGUGGUGAUUCCAGGAAGGUCAACCAAUAUGCUACGGCAAAGAAAACAGUGAUGGUUGAUGGGGCAAAUAUCAUAGGUAUACUUACCUACUGCAUUGUUUUCGGUGUGACUCUCAGCCAGCUAGGUCGCCGUGGAGCAGUGGUGACACAAUUCUUUACCGUCGUCAACAUCGUCACCUUCAAAAUGAUCAGACUUGUCAUGUGGUUAUCACCACUUGGCAUACUGUUUCUCGUCAUGGGCCAGAUUAUGUCCACAACUGACAUGACAGAGACUGGACAAACACUGGCUAUCUACCUUGCAACUGAGUUGGCCGGAUUGGCAAUCCAUUCACUGGUGGUCCUUCCAGGCUUGUAUUUCAUCCUGACAAGAAAGAACCCAUAUGCCAUAUAUCUCAAAGCAAUACAAGCUCUGCUGACAGCCUUUGCGACAGCCUCAAGCGCUGCCACACUGCCGGUGACGAUGCAGUGCGUCGAGAAGCGGAUGAAGAUUGAUACACGGAUUUCCCGUUUCAUCCUCCCAGUGGGCGCCACAGUCAACAUGGAUGGCACAGCGGUUUAUUCUGCCAUCGCCCCUGUGUUCAUAGCACAGUACAAUGGAAUCAACCUGUCAUUUGGAGAUGUCAUAAUAAUAAGUUUAACAGCUGUUCUGAGCAGUAUAGGAUCUGCUGCUGUUCCUGGUGCUGGGGUUGCUAUGCUGUUGCUUGUCCUAAAAUCUAUUGCUCUCCCGGAUCGAGGCAUCUCUUUCCUGGUCACUGUUGACUGGUUGAUGGAUCGUUUACGCACCGCCGUAAAUGUGGCUAGUGAUUGCCUGGUCGUAGGAGUUGUCUCCCAUUACACGGAACUUCCUCCGUGUAACCCGUCAGAGACCCAAAGUGAGCAACAACAGGAAGAGCAGGAGAUGCUGGAAAAUGACCUGGUGUGAAGCCAAAACAGCUCCUUUUUCUAUUUUCAAAUUCGUCACAUAAGAAUCCAUGAUCCGUUAAUUACAACUUAAUUUUCAAACCCUGAAAGAUAUAUUUGAAACAGAUGGUUUCACCUGUGGAUAGGGAUUUCUUGUUUCUUGUUUCUUGCAACAAGUGUGUAUUAUUGUAUUGUGUGUGUCAUCGCUUCUUUCCUUAUGAUGAGUGCGUGAGUUUGGUUUAAUGCCACUUUUAACAGUAUUCCAGUUAUA